GCAAUAACAAUCAAUUCCCUUCUCUCUCUUCCCCUUUCCUCACACUCUUUUGGCUCCUGCACUCCUAUUCUUGGUCCUCUGUACCGCGCUUUCCCCCAUAUGUGGGCAUACUGAAUCUUUGCCCAUUUUGUGGAUUCUCUAGACAUUUCAAGAAAUUUUAGUUAGACGUCAUGAAAUGCUAAGGCAGUAAGAUACCAUGGAGAAGAAGUGUGGUUGCUGGGCUGCUCUGAGGCUCAGUCUUAGUGGUGCCUGCAAGUCCUCUGAUCCCAAAAACUCUGCUAAUUCCAUCCCAAGGACCAGUCUUGUUUAUGAUGCAGCUACAGAGACAAGAUACCUUAAUGCUAGCAACCGCGAGAUGUGUGCUCCAGAUGAAGCACAAAACUCUUCUAAUAAUCCUCAUCCUGAUCCUCUGCCAACAGAGAAUAAGGCACCUUGCCAGCUGCUUCAGUUUAGCUUCCAAGAGUUGAAAGCCGCAACAGGAAAUUUUAGACCAGAUAGCAUUUUGGGUGAGGGUGGAUUCGGGUAUGUCUUCAAAGGAUGGAUAGAGGAAAAUGGAACAGCUCCAGCCAAACCUGGGUCUGGAACCACUGUUGCAGUCAAGAGCUUGAAGCCAGAUGGACUGCAAGGCCACAGAGAAUGGGUGGCUGAAGUAGACUUCCUUGGACAGCUUCAUCAUGCUAAUCUUGUUAAACUCAUUGGAUAUUGCAUAGAAGAUGAUCAGAGGCUGCUUGUUUAUGAGUUUAUGACACGGGGAAGCCUUGAAAAUCAUCUUUUUAGAAGGACCAUACCUCUCCCAUGGUCCAACAGGAUUAAAAUUGCCCUUGGUGCGGCAAGAGGCUUAGCCUUUCUCCAUGGAGGCCCUGAACCUGUCAUUUAUAGAGAUUUCAAGACAUCUAAUAUUCUGCUUGACUCGGAAUAUAAUGCAAAGCUUUCAGAUUUUGGGCUAGCAAAAGCAGGCCCUCAAGGAGACAAAACACAUGUCUCUACAAGGGUUGUUGGAACAUACGGUUACGCUGCACCAGAGUAUGUAAUGACAGGGCACUUGACUUCAAAGAGUGAUGUUUAUAGCUUUGGUGUUGUGCUCUUGGAGAUUUUGACGGGUCGGAGGUCUAUGGACAAAAAGCGCCCUAGUGGAGAACAAAAUCUUGUGACAUGGGCUCGGCCAUAUUUAGCUGACAAGAGAAAGGUUUACCAACUGGUUGACCCCCGUCUGGAACUUAAUUACUCCCUUAAAGGAGUCCAAAAGGUUUCUCAGCUAGCUUGUAACUGCUUAAGCAGGGAUCCUAAAUCCCGCCCGUCAAUGGAUGAAGUUGUGAAAGUUCUAACCCCACUCCAAGACCUCAAUGAUCUUGCUAUACUAUCUUAUCACUCUCGCUUUUCUCAACCAGGAAGGCGUAGGAAGAAAAAUGAUGGAAUUCACCAACUCAGCUGCAGCCAAUCAAGGAGUAUCAGAGAUUCUCCAUUGAAUUCUGGGAAGCAGCACGGUAAAUAACAGUAGGUCCUGAACUGCCUCAAGUGGAUCAAAGCCUCCAACAAGUUCAUACGAAGGCCGUGGUAGAAUGUUGAUGAGAAUAUGUGUUAUGAGGUUAAUGCAGAAGGGGAGGUGGUUUAUCUUCCUUUUCUUUAGAUGCUCAGGGUUGAUUAGCGUUGAGAUCUAACAGUUUGAUUUGCAGAAUGUCUUCUAGUCCCUGUGUUUUGUAAUUAGAAAAUACCAUUGUCGCCAGAAAACUCUCUUUUCCGGGAUUGUUGUUUGCUGCUUUUUGAGUACUACCUGCUUCAGGUUGUUAACGUUCAUCUUGCAAAUUAAUUAAAUUGAAAUGCAGAGGUCAUUUGUGCUUUUCAUGGAACA
Molecule: messenger RNA, 1849 nt
Organism: Coffea eugenioides
Lineage: Eukaryota; Viridiplantae; Streptophyta; Magnoliopsida; Gentianales; Rubiaceae
Product: probable serine/threonine-protein kinase PIX7
Exons: 6
Coding region: 197-1492 (431 amino acids)
Biological process (GO): protein phosphorylation
Molecular function (GO): protein kinase activity; ATP binding
Source: RefSeq, a predicted model, not a curated record